This is a messenger RNA of Bactrocera latifrons, 3589 nucleotides long. RefSeq lists its product as uncharacterized. Gene Ontology annotation, biological process: cilium assembly. Gene Ontology annotation, cellular component: ciliary transition zone. NCBI's taxonomy places the organism in Eukaryota, Metazoa, Arthropoda, Insecta, Diptera, Tephritidae. The transcript has 5 exons. Bases 686 to 3241 code for a protein of 851 amino acids. The record is from RefSeq and is a predicted model, not a curated record.
AGCAACACAACAACAGUAAUGCAAGUGAAAAUCGUUGAUUCUAAAAUUGAAAAUUAAAUUUUGAAAAAAAGUGCGUGUGAAAUGCAAAUAGUGCAGAGUUUUCGAAAACAUUCCAACAACUAGAAUUUUGGCGUAUAAAAUUGAAGGACGAAGCUGCCUUGCACGCAGAAAAAUACCAAAAAAAUUUCAAAAACAAAAAUUCUAAAAGCAACAAUAAAUAGUACCUUAAAAAAGAACAACAACUAACACAAAGAAAUUUGUAAAAUAUUAAAGCGCUGGCUGAGCUUACAAAGCAUUGAACAGGAACUUCACCGUUAAUGCACCGAAAUUGCUUAUUUCAACAAACGCUGAAAGAAAACCCAACAGAAAACAUUGUUUCAAUAUAAGCAACAACAACAAAACGUCAAAAGCAAAAGCCAGCACAAGAAACUGCAAAGGCAGCAAAAACUAUUUGAAAAGAACCCGAGCAGCUGUUUCCACACUGAAAGCUUCGCAUUUUCAAAUUUAAAGCAUACGCGCGCUUACGAAAAUAGCAAAAAAAUAUCAGAAACCACAACCCGCUAAACCGUAAUAACAGUGCAGUUUAACAGCGACCUAGACGCAAGCGCCAACCAAGCAUUUUGUGUAGGUUGUAACUGAACGAAAUUUUGCAUCGCGUCGCCAGUGCCAGCGCCACUGCUGGAAGAUGGAAGCCACCCCGAAGGUGCAUCGUCAUCGUCACCGACGUUCGGAUUCGCGUCAUCAUCGGCACGAGCGUCAGAGCCAAAAUAGCAGCAGCGACAGUAAUAAUAGUAAUAACAGCAACAAUGCCAAUGGCGGCAGCGGCAGCGGCACUCGUAGCGGACAACAGCCGAGACAGAGCAAUAAUAUUGCAACAACAACAACGGCGACGACGAUAGUGCCAACACCAACACAAGCAGCGGAUACGUUAACUAACACAACGACAAGCGCGACAGUCGCGUCGAGGACGAGGACGCAGCACGACGCACCAGCAGAGCAGCUGCAACAGUCGCCAACACAACAGCAAACGCAUUCAAACGCUAUUCAAUCGCCAGUGCGUGAGCGUCGUGGUCAAGCGCGGUCUAAUCGCGUACAAACCGGUGCACAGGACUUAGCCGCUAACGCCACCGCUACCACCGCUGCUCGACGAACUUCAAUCACAAGCAUUGAGAUACCAACCGCACUGGUUGUUGAGGACGGCAACGAGGAUGGCACGUACGACGAGACAACAGCUAUCUGCGCCAAUGUGAUUGUCAGCACAGUGCAUGAACGACGUUCACACUCCAUGGACACGCUGGAUCCGUUGGGCCAGACAACCUCUUUAAGUCAGUCGACCACAUCACAACAAACUGUGCUGCUGGUGAAUGGACAUUCACCGCCGCCGCAAGAGGACGAAGAGCAGGCGCCCGCUGCAAACGGUGAAAACGCUGUGGACGUUGGCGGUGUGGCGUCGAAAGAAGAGGGUGCCACGCAACUGGAGUCACCCACAGCACCGAAUCCUAAUGGCGGCGGUGCGGGCAGCAGUCGUAACUCUUCUGGUGAUGCGUUGAGUUUACGUGAAACGCUGCAACAGCUACCGCCUACGGUGACACACGGACACCGCCAUCGGCGCACACAUUCACCACAAUCGCCGGCGCGGCGCACACAAGAGGUGGAUGCUUCGUUUCAUCGCGGUAUAUUGGGCUUCAUGGAUCGUGAGUUGAAGCACAGUUCGCCAACGCCAUCGGCACUGAGUGUGGGUAGUGGUAGUGCAGCAAGCGGCGGUGGUGGUGGUGGUGGUGCUGGUAGUAGCGGUACAGUACGUAAGUUGCAGUCGCUGUCCGAUCCACAGGCGAGUCCCGCCCAACGUUCGGUACGUUCGCGCAGUAGUCUGGAGAAGAGUCCGCGUCGUAAGCGUAGCAAAUCGGAAUCACGUAGGCGGCGUGAACGCAAACUCAUCGCCGCUGGUGAGCUGGAAGUACGACAGGCGAACGAGACUUUGAUGCGCUAUUUGAAGCAAUGUUCGGAAAUGAAUGACGCUUCGUUGUCAGGCGAGUUGGAAAUCGAUCAGAACUAUGAUGAGCGGAGAGUGCAUCGGAAGACGAAAUCGCAACGUGAUAAGCGUGGGCAUCUUAUAAGCAAACUUUACUCAGCUGGUGGUCUCACCUCCAUAUUACGUGAGCUUUCCGAUGACAUUGUACCCGCGGAGGGUGAGGAAAUCUACAAUCCAUUCACACCGGUUGUCUCCCCCACCGAGGAUACGCCCGCACACAUUGACAAAAUGUUCCUGCAGACGUCAUCGGGAUAUCGACCAGUUGAGCACUGCUAUUAUAAACAUUCGUUUGUGGGUGUGGGCGGUGUGGGCGGCGGUAGCGCUGCUGCCAGCGGUAGUGGUGGCCCAGGUGGUGGCGGUGGCAUGCAUCGUUUGUCUGCCGCGGGCGGCAGCUUGGCUGGCGGUUUGGAGCAGGCGGGCAUGUUGCGGGCGAGUAGCAGUUUCGGCGAUACGCGUUGCCUACUCGAUGCCGAGUGUGGCAGGCAUCGUCGUGAGAUCACGUCGAACAUACAAUUGGCCUGCGUCAUUCAACGAAUUUGGUUACUCAUCUCGAAUAUCUGCCAUGGUUUGCUAGCCGGCCUAGCUUUGGCACAUUUGUUGUUCGUGUUGAGCAGCCAUCCCGUCGAUUGGUCGCGUUUACUCAGUCUUGCGGGCGAGACUGUGACCCAAGCGACACAGGAGGCGGACGCAACAACCGCAUCACCAACAGUCGAGUCAGCCAUGCUGGAUGCUGAUGGCGGUGGUGGUGUUGAUAAAUCUAUGUUAACUGAAACGCAGCAACAUUUCAGCUUCGUGAGAGAUUAUGCAACAUUCGCUGAGAUCUAUCUGAAUACAUUCUAUUGUUUGGCAAUUGUAUGCAUGGUUUCGGUUUUUGAUCGUAUGGACAUUUGCCGUUGGGACUUCAGCAAUGCCAGCGAGUUCAUUUCAUUUCGUUGGCUCAUUAUUGCAAUGAUUUAUAUAGCGACAAUAAUAUUAACGAUAUGCUCCGAUUCGAUUGAUGAACGACUCUAUUACAAUAACAAUGCGAAUGUGACGCUAACACAGGAAGAAUUGUAUAGCAACAGCGUAUUAAGUGUCUGGAGUAGUUUAUCGGUGACGCGCAGCAUUGGCGCCAUCUGUGGCUGGAUAAUGAUCGGUUUGACGCCGCAUGAGGAUCUUUUCUACGAGCAUUUGCUGGAUCUAACCAAAUACCAAGUGAUAAAUAAUUGAAUGUAAGCAAGGCGUGUGUGAGGGAAGGUGGGUGAAAAGCGAAUGUGUUUAAGGAGAAACUCAUCAAUAAAAAUAUAAAAGAAAAAACAGUUACUUAGAUAAAUAUUAAAUUGUACAGUUAGGUUAAAACAGCAGUAGAACUACUUAUGCAAAAUAUAUACAUAUAUAUCAAAAGCAAAAACAGCUACAUUACUAAAAAAUAGCAAAUGAAAUGUGGCAAGGUUUUCGUGAAGAAAGCAAAUAACUAAGCGUAUGCAAGAGUGAGUUAAAUUGUGAAAAAAUAUAAGUAGUUACAUAAAAUAUCUAAAUUGUAAAAAAGCUUUGUUUUUGCGGCAAACAAAAACGGUU